Messenger RNA from Penicillium alfredii, 1692 nucleotides. RefSeq names its product MDM34 family protein. Bases 1 to 1692 code for a protein of 563 amino acids. Gene Ontology annotation, biological process: phospholipid transport; mitochondrion organization. Gene Ontology annotation, cellular component: ERMES complex. Lineage: Eukaryota; Fungi; Ascomycota; Eurotiomycetes; Eurotiales; Aspergillaceae. The record is from RefSeq and is a predicted model, not a curated record. Gene Ontology annotation, molecular function: lipid binding. The transcript is spliced from 2 exons.
AUGGCGUUCAAUUUCAACUGGUCGCCACUGAUGGCGGACGCGAGUUUUUACACUCGCGCCCAGGAUCUGCUCACUGCCGCGCUGAAUAAAUCGCCUAAACCCCCCAUCAUCGUCGACGAUAUUAUCGUCACCGAACUGAAUCUCGGCUCGAUCCCGCCUGAGCUAGAAAUCUUGGAGAUUGGCGACCUGGCCGAGGACCGCUUUCGUGGCAUCUUCAAGAUGUCUUAUUCUGGCGACGCCUUCUUGACGCUCAAGACCCGAGUGCAGGCAAACCCGCUCAACACUUACCUUCUCACCAGACCCGCCUUUGCUUCGCCUUUACCUCUUGCUGCAGCUACCCCACUCACCAUUCCGCUUCAAAUCACCCUCUCCGAUUUCAAGCUCUCUGGCUUCGUCAUCUUGGUCUUUUCGAAACAAAAGGGCAUUACAGUCGUAUUUCGCAACGAUCCGCUCGAGUCGCUCAAGGUGUCCUCGACGUUCGAUUCCAUCCCGUUCGUGCGCGACUUCCUACAAAAAGAAAUCGAAGCCCAGCUUCGGAUUUUGUUCAUGGAUGAGCUGCCCGCCAUUAUCCAUCGCCUGUCUCUGCGCCUGUGGGUUCCCGAGUAUCGCACGGGUGAGGAGAUGAACGACCAGACGGACAAUACCGCAACCACCACCAGCGAAGGCCCUGGCCAGGAUCCUUUGGCGAGCCCCCCGCAGGACCCCGUUGAUUCACUCGGAAAUGCCUUGAACGAGUCACAGAUUGCAUCGCUUUCGCUGGAUUCAUCGGUCGAGACCCAUUCUCUCUUCUCGCAGAAGAAUUUGCUCCGCUUAGCCGCCCUGACGGACUCGCAACGGACGCUCUCUCUGUUCACGCCUUCCAUCCAGGAAGUGGUGUACCGGGCCUGGACCUCUCCCACCGACCCCAGCGAGUUCCAGGGAAGUGUCAUUUCGCCACUGAGCCCGACCCUCUCCCGGACGCAUUCGCAGAUCGGCAGCAUGUCGUCCUCGUUCCAUGAGACCGCCAGCACCGUUUCGAUGCAAAGUCGACCCUCUCUGCCGGGGCAUUCAUUUAGUGGGUACGGAUUGAGCUUGGGCUCUGGACGUCACUCCAAAGCUCACUCGCGGAGACGCAAGAAGCGUGUGGUGGAUUUGCGUGGGGAUCGAUCCAAGACGACCGACGACGCGGUGAGCACGAGCGAUGAUAGUGCUCUUGUUUCUACGAGUUCUCCUUCGAUUUGCUCUGCACCCCUCCCCGCGGUCAACGAACAAGACGAUCCAGUGACACCACCGUUAUCUCCUGAAACCGACUCUUUGCCUGCAAUCCCAGAGUGGCACCGGAUGAGUAUCUCGCGUCCGGUGCGACUCAGCAACCUCACGCAGGAGAAGGGAGAUCCGUCCUAUUCCGUGGAAACCAUCCGCCCCUCUAAGGGUGAGGAUCUCGAAGCUACCCCUCGUGCCACUCUGCGCAACCACCAUGAUAGGGCAGAGGCCGGUUCAUCGUCCAGCGCAGCACGCCCGCCUUUGCCUGCUACGGUUCUUCCGUUUGCCAAGGAAGACGCCGCCGAAGACCCCGUCGAUCCUGUCCUCGUGGAAAAACUGGCGGGCGAAAUUGCCCGUCGCAUGCGCAACGAUAAGCUGAUGGGCACCAAUGCGUGCAGCAACUUCUGGAGCCACCAUCCAGAUGAAAGUCCCCCGGCCUACGGCCACUAA